AUGAUUGAAGUAGUGGGCCAUAAGAAGGACAUAUUUGCCCAAGUGUUGACCCUCUUUCACUCCUCUCCUUGCAGAGUGAAACUAUUUAAGGGUAAAUCUGUCCGCAAUAUCUUGGCGGAACGUGGUUUACUCGAAGAUUUCCUGAAGAAACACCCAUACAAUCCCCUUUCCAAAUUCCGUGGACCAUCCCAGCAGGACUCAUCAGGUUCAACAGAGCCACUAGUGAACUACCUGGAUCUGUCUUACUACGGAACAAUCAGCAUCGGGACUCCACCUCAGAGUUUCAUUGUCGUCUUUGAUACUGGCUCUUCAAACCUUUGGGUCCCAUCGGGUUACUGCUCUAGUCCAGCAUGCCGUGAUCAUCGCAAGUUUAAUCCACAAGCGUCCUCAACAUUUCGCCUUUCAAACAAGUACCUUUCUAUCCAAUAUGGUACAGGCAGCAUGACUGGUGUACUGGGAUAUGACACUGUCAGAGUAUCCAACAUUGAUAUCACCCAACAAGAAUUUGGUUUAAGCAUCACUGAGCCUGGCAGCUUUCUUUAUUAUGCUGAAUUUGAUGGAAUUCUGGGAUUGGGAUAUGCAGAUUAUGCCAUUGCAGGUGCCACAACUGUUUUCGAAAACAUGAUGUCUGAGCAUCUGGUGGAGCAAUUUAUGUUUGCUUUUUAUCUGACCAGACAGGAUGGUGAGUCAGGAAGUGAAGUUGUAUUUGGUGGAUUUGAUCCAAACCAUUACACAGGUAACAUUAACUGGGUUCCUGUCACUGUGGAAGGAUACUGGCAAAUCCUUGUGGACAGUGUAAAGGUCAACGGCCAGGUAGUGGCUUGUGAAAGCGGUUGUCAGGCCAUUGUCGAUACUGGCACCUCUCUGAUUAUUGGCCCUGUCUCACCGAUCCAGAGAAUUCAGCACGAGAUUGGUGCAGAAGCACAACUUUAUUCUGUGCUUGGUGUGAACUGUCGUAACCUGCCCACAAUGCCCUAUGUGACUUUCACCAUCAAUGGAAUUGACUACCACCUUUCCCCUGACCAAUAUGUGCUCCAGGUACGCUUUAAACCUUAGGCUGCCAGAAUCUCCACAGCAUUGUUCAUCAUCUCAGGGUGUCUGAUAUUUGUAAAGGUUUCAGUGCAAUG
Molecule: messenger RNA, 1127 nt
Organism: Carcharodon carcharias (great white shark)
Lineage: Eukaryota; Metazoa; Chordata; Chondrichthyes; Lamniformes; Lamnidae
Product: pepsin A-like
Exons: 8
Coding region: 1-1056 (351 amino acids)
Biological process (GO): proteolysis
Molecular function (GO): aspartic-type endopeptidase activity
Source: RefSeq, a predicted model, not a curated record